AUGGAGAUAAUAUGCCGUAGAAGAGGAAUUGAUUAUUCUAAUCAAUCGCUGAAGUCUGGUUUGGCAGAUAGCCCAAGGCCUUUAUGGGGUUGGAGCGAUGAAGACACAGAGAUUGAGAGUCCAUUGUUCUCCUUUUUUAAAGCACUUGCGAUGAUGAAGAUGCCCUUGAUAAUCCCAAGACAAUUGACUAUUCUAAUAGUUGAAAAGAAACAAUGGUCUAAAGGAUAUGUUGUAGCCAGUGCAUUUUUUGCCCCCAUUCUCCUAGUCUUCCUGUGGAGUACCCGUGGCAAUGUGAGUUCUCAAAUUGGAACUGCUGUGUAUGUUAUUGGUGUUCUAUUCGGUGCUGGACUCAGUAUUCUUGAAUUUAUCUUCCUGAGAUCUGAUCAACCACCUUGCAAGUUCUUAUUUCCAUGGGUAUUUGAGGGUUUCAUGAUGAGUAUUGUUUGGUUCUACAUUAUUGCCAAUGAGCUUGUUGCUCUCUUGGUUGCAUUGGGGGUAAUUUUAGGAAUCAACCCAUCAAUCCUUGGAUUAACUGUAUUGGCAUGUGGCAACUCAAUGGUUGAUUUAAUGUCGAACAUUGCACUGGCAAUGAAUGGAGGGGAUGGUGUACAGAUAGCUUUGUCAGGAUGCUAUGCAGGACCCAUGUUCAAUACACCUUUUGGUUUGGGAAUCUCAAUGCUGCUUGGGGCCUGGUCAAAGAGGCCUGCUUCUUACAUGGUGCCAUGA
Messenger RNA from Macadamia integrifolia, 726 nucleotides. RefSeq names its product cation/calcium exchanger 4-like. Gene Ontology annotation, molecular function: monoatomic cation transmembrane transporter activity. The record is from RefSeq and is a predicted model, not a curated record. NCBI's taxonomy places the organism in Eukaryota, Viridiplantae, Streptophyta, Magnoliopsida, Proteales, Proteaceae. Gene Ontology annotation, biological process: transmembrane transport; monoatomic cation transport. Gene Ontology annotation, cellular component: membrane. The transcript has a single exon. Bases 1 to 726 code for a protein of 241 amino acids.